This is a messenger RNA of Aspergillus ibericus CBS 121593, 1148 nucleotides long. RefSeq names its product U2-type spliceosomal complex subunit CWC24. Gene Ontology annotation, cellular component: U2-type spliceosomal complex. The record is from RefSeq and is a predicted model, not a curated record. The coding region runs from base 36 to 1055 and encodes 339 amino acids. Lineage: Eukaryota; Fungi; Ascomycota; Eurotiomycetes; Eurotiales; Aspergillaceae. Gene Ontology annotation, biological process: snoRNA splicing. The transcript is spliced from 2 exons. Gene Ontology annotation, molecular function: metal ion binding.
GACCACCUCUCAAGAUACCCAUCGCACACUUCACAAUGGCAGAUACAACGAACGAUACAGCUGCAGCUGCAGACCCUCAACCUCCGGUUGUCACAUUCAAGAAGCGCGGCGCAAAGGCGAGUCAGAACAUCCGCAAAAGGCCCGCGGCGCCCGCGAUAUCGCACGACGACGAUUCCUCCGACUUUUCCUCCUCCGAAGACGAGUCGGGCCACAGGAUAAAGCGCAGGAAGAACAAGGGUGCUGGAAUAGUCUCCGCUUCAUCUGCGAAUACCAAGUCGGUCAAUCGAGAACCGGCAGCCACCGCCGCGAGUGACAGCAAGGUCCAGAUUGCUGACACAAACGACGCCACCAAACAUGUCGACUGGUUCGACGAGGGUGUGAAGGAUGCGCGAUCAACGAAACCUCAAGCUGCUUCGGAUGAUCCGCAAAUGCCCGAUGGCACUUACAAGGGUCUUGCCAAUCAGACCUCUUUCAUCAAGAAGAAUCCGAAUGCGCCGAACAGGUCAUUUGGGCCGAUCAAGGCGGCGACUAAUAUCCGCACCAUUACGGUGACAGAUUACUCGCCAGAUGUCUGCAAGGACUACAAGCAGACUGGGUUUUGUGGUUUUGGUGAUAAUUGUAAAUUCCUUCACGACCGAAGCGACUACAAGCAGGGAUGGGAGCUCGAUCGAGAGUGGGAAAACGUUACAAAAGGCAAACAACUGAAGGGAACGGUGGUGGCGAGUGCCGACCGUACUAAGACGGAGAACAAGGACGAUGACGAGGAGUCUAUGCUGGAGGAUAUACCAUUUGCCUGUUUCAUUUGCAAGGGACCAUACAGGGAACCUAUUGUUACAAAAUGCGGCCACUACUUCUGCGAGAAAUGUGCGCUGCAACGGUAUAGAAAGGAUCCUACCUGCGCGGCUUGUGGAUCGGCAACGAACGGCUUGUUCAGUACAGCCAAGAGGCUGAAAAAGCUUUUGGACAGAAAGAGGGAGCUAGCGGCUAAGAGAAGACAGGAAGCUAUUGAAGCUGGCGAGGAAGUGAGCGACGAGGAAGACGAAGACGAAGAAUGAGAUGCUUGUAUAUAACGGCAGCAGUACGGAGAAACUAGGAGAUAGAUACCGCUCUAUGAGCACUCGGUCAUACAAGGAUUAUUAUCAUGCAUG